AUGCCAUUCUUCCCGUCGGAAGGGACCCUACCGUUGGCGAGUGCUGGGGCCGCCACCGGACUGCUCGGUUCGAUCGUACUGCUGCGAUUGUACAAGCUGCGCAAAUGGGGCUGGGUUAAGUCAAACUUUUCACUCGAGGGCAAAACAUUCGUCAUUACCGGUGCGAAUACCGGGCUCGGCUAUGAAACAACGAAAGCGCUCGUUCGCCGGCAGGCAACAAUCGUAAUGGCGUGCCGUAAUCUGACCAAGGCUAAUGAAGCGAUCGGAAAAAUACGCUCCGAGCUGGGCGGUACCAUACCGGGCGCAUUAAUACCGAUGGAACUGGAUCUGGCAUCGUUCCGGUCGAUUAGACGCUUUGCCGGGGAGUUACAGCGUACCAUGCCGCAGUUGUACUGUCUGGUGAACAAUGCUGGAUUGGCUGUGCGGAAACCAGAGUUUACGCGGGAAAACUAUGAAGUUCACUUCGGCGUAAACCAUCUCGGUCAGUUCCUGCUGGUGGAUUUGCUCCGGGAGCAACUGCUCGAGCAAAGGACGCGCGUCGUCGUGGUCUCUUCGCGCAUGCACGAGAUCGAGGCAGAGAUCGAUUUCAAGCAUCUGGGCCGUUGGGUUGAGUACGGGAGCCGGUUGAACCGGCUGUACAACAACUCGAAGCUGAUGAACUUCUACUACGCCCGGGAGCUGUACAAACGGGGCUACAACGUGCACGUGCUGUGUCCGGGCCUGUGCCAUACGGAUUUCUUCCGGCAUUACGACCCGAAGUGGUACCACUAUCUGGUGUUUUCCCCUAUCGUGUGGCUGUUGCUUCGAUCCGGUGAACAGGGUGCCCAGAAUAUUAUUUAUGCGGCAACGGAAAGCGUUACCACCCCGGAGCGUAAUCCACUGACGGGAUACUUCGUUUCGAACGUGAAGAUGCGCCAUUCAAAGUUUCACUUCGACGAGGAAACGUCCGUCCGGUUGUGGGAGGAGAGUGUUCGUGCGAUUGCGGAAUCGGAAGCUAAAAGCAUAAAAGAUGCACAAAGCACUUAGGAAGGAAAUUUUAUGACUUACGAUAAGGGGUUUUAGGAUAACAUAUUUUUACAAACAACUACUGUUACCUAGGGGUUUGGUCCUCCUCGUUGGCAUAUUGGAUUCCUGUAAUGGGUUGGUUCUUCUCUGGAUCACUGAGAUUAGUUGGCUUGGUAUGUGUGCGGUGUGGUGUGGUGUGUUCCCUAAAGGAUAAGAUUAUUUUCAUAACAAAUCCUUGUAUAUACUUUUCUGCAUUAACACGCAUGGGAUGUACAAAGGGUUGCUAUACCUGUGGGAUUUAGAAUUACGUCUGACAUUAAGCUACUGUACCGUAACCUCUCUU
Molecule: messenger RNA, 1348 nt
Organism: Anopheles moucheti
Lineage: Eukaryota; Metazoa; Arthropoda; Insecta; Diptera; Culicidae
Product: retinol dehydrogenase 14-like
Exons: 2
Coding region: 1-1026 (341 amino acids)
Source: RefSeq, a predicted model, not a curated record